AUGGUUUUUCACUGGUUCUGGGCUCGGACCUUUGAGGUCUGGCUAACUGCCCGGCUGCUGGCCAGCCCAACGUUUCACAGAAUGGUUGGACGAGUUCAUCAAAAGGUUCAACAUAUAAGACAUGGUGUGCCUCCCGAAGAAAUGGGAGGUACCAAGUUGGACAACAAUGGUCCCGGUCUCAAACGCUUCUUCGAAUACUUCCGGGAGGAGAUAAAGGAUCAAUUCAAAGGAAAACCACCACCGAAGUUUUAG
Molecule: messenger RNA, 252 nt
Organism: Aspergillus wentii DTO 134E9
Lineage: Eukaryota; Fungi; Ascomycota; Eurotiomycetes; Eurotiales; Aspergillaceae
Exons: 4
Coding region: 1-252 (83 amino acids)
Source: RefSeq, a predicted model, not a curated record